AUGAAGCUUCGACCGAGCAGGGUGGUGUACAGGCUCAUCUCAAUGAAUGAGCGAGUCGGUUUGAAGAGGUCCUUUGUGAGUUGCCCCACGGUGGGCAAGUCGCUUGGUGGGGGAGCCAAGCAGGUCAUCACCCCCCGAGAGGGCACUGUACCAAUCUGGAAGGAAGAAGGGAGUAACAACUCCAUGCGAAGAGUAACAACCAGUAUUAGUGUCGGCCCCGAAGACAGGGUCUACAUCACUGUAGGGUUUGACCACCACUGCCGCGCGUUCCGAAACAGAGUGUCCCCAGUGGUAACCCCGCUCUGCCAAAUCAAGGGGAGCAACAACCCCUUUUACACAAAUAAUAAUGCAAGGAAGAAAUUUUCCACAAAGGUGUCGAGGGAUGAUACGGAGGGGAGCAACUCCUUCCAAGGACAGGCAAACAAAGGGGGGGGUAAUAUUAAUUAUUCCUCUGAAGCGUCCAAAUCACAACAGGGCAAUCACCACGAGAAGACAAAAGAAAGUUUUGUCACAAGUGAUCACUCCCCUGUCCGUGGUCCCAACGGCACGUCACAAGCAGGAGAAGAAUACACGAACGUGAUCGAAAUGAUGAAAAAAAAAAAAAUAAAAACAAAUGAAAAGGAAAUGGGGAAAAUUGCAAAAAUGUGCAAAAAGGGAACCAACGGAAUGAAGCUAAUUUUUACCUUUAUAAAAAAAGCAGGACAACAAAUAAAAAUAAUAAUUAUACAGCCAUCCAUGCUGAAGGUAUACUGGGCUGAUUUAAAAAAAAAUAUAAAACACACAGUGGUGUGGGUCAAAACAGGAGUCCUGUUAUUCCUCACAAAUAUGAAAAUUUCAAAAAAUUUAAUUAUAAAAAGGUUAAAGGGACACAGACUGUCUUACUCAGAAUACAAAUUGCUAAUUCGCACAAUGAAUGACAUGUUCAAAUUAAUUCCUUUUUCCUUUUUCAUCAUUGUACCAUUUGCAGAAUUCUUACUUCCUGUGUUUUUGAAGAUUUAUCCAAAUUUAUUACCUUCUACUUUUAAAAACAAUGAUGAUAAUUUUGUAAAUAUAAAAAAAAAUUUAUAUGCAAAACAACAGCUAGCCAAAUUUCUGCAACAGCUAAUUGAAGAAAAAGAAAAACAGCUAAAUGAAAAUAUUGGAAUUGACUCUGAAAAAAAAAAAAAAAUUUUAUUGAAAUUUCACCAACAAUUAAUUAAUAAAGAUGAAAAAGAUGUUAACCCCUUUUUAAGUGUAGGCGACACUUUAAAAAUUGCAAAAAUUUUUAAGGACGAUUUUGUACUUGACCAAAUGAAUUUAAAAACGCUUCAAACCAUUUGUCACCUCCUUGGAUUGAAGCCUUAUGGAAUGCAUUACCAUGUCGUGCUCCAACUGAGGCAUCAUUUUCUUCGCCUACAGAGGGAAGACAGGGAACUUAUGUACGAAGGGGUAGACAAUUUAAAAAAACACACAUUGAUAGAAAUAUGCAAAGAUAGAGGUAUGAAUUUUAACACCUCCGAGGAAGAGAUGAAAUUACAAAUUCAACAGUGGUUGGAGUUGGCUAGCAUUAAGGAAGUACCUUACAUUCUACUCCUCUACAUCCGCUGUGUUGUCGUUACACAUGCUAUCAUGGACAUACAAGACACAGAAAAGGUCAACAAGGAGACCACAGAGAAAGAUGUAAAAAAUGCUGCCCUUGAUAAUAAACAAAAACUUAUACAAGAGGCCAAGGAAAAACUCGAUGAUUUAAAAAUGAAGGAACAGGAAAUUAAAAAAAACAUUAACAAGGAGACGAGCGAAGAGGAAGGGGAAGUGGUUCCCCCACCCAAGGACAGCAAAAUGAAAAUAGACUUUCUCAAGAAGAACAAAUACCUGCAGAAUGAGCUCAACCUUUUGAAGCAAAUUUGCGACUUGCAGCACACGGAGCUGAAGAUUGCCUUCACGUCCUUGACCGACCUCGCGGAGAAGAAGCAGACCUGCAACAUCAACGAAGUGAUAAAAAAAAUGUCGGAGAGACUUCUCGACAUUGAAAAACACAUCAGCGAGUUGAAUGCACACAAGCAGAUCGAAAUGGAUGAAUAUUUUUACCCAGAAGAAGAAAAGGCCGACGAUGUCGUGAAUAUAAAGAACUGA
Molecule: messenger RNA, 2112 nt
Organism: Plasmodium fragile
Lineage: Eukaryota; Apicomplexa; Aconoidasida; Haemosporida; Plasmodiidae
Exons: 4
Coding region: 1-2112 (703 amino acids)
Biological process (GO): intracellular monoatomic cation homeostasis
Cellular component (GO): mitochondrial inner membrane
Molecular function (GO): ribosome binding
Source: RefSeq, a predicted model, not a curated record